Molecule: messenger RNA, 3461 nt
Organism: Durusdinium trenchii
Lineage: Eukaryota; Dinophyceae; Suessiales; Symbiodiniaceae
Source: the annotation of a GenBank genome assembly
CAAAUUGGUCAAACAGUUAGAAACAUGGGAAUGCCAUAAUCUGAGGUCUUCACUUGUACAGUAGAACUGACCCAUGCGGGCAGUGUGGCCAAGUACAGCGGUCGGUGGUCGGACAUGCUUCCAAAGGAAGGUCGUUUCAUCCGCGCCACUUUCGUGUCUUCCAACAUCCGCACCGGUGGGAGAGGCCACUACGAGACUCAGAAACACUGGGAGGAUGCCAAGGUGCACCUUCUACUGGAGCUUGAUUUGUGUCUUGGUGAUCAGGUUCAAAGAUUGAGACUUGCCACUGAUGAAGAUUCCAAGGGUGUUUCAAAAGAGAUGAAAGUGUACGAGACGUUGCAGUUGGGAUCUGGUGAGAAGGUGCUGGGCUUUCAGAUGCAUGAAGUGAAAUCCCAGCACAAUGGAGGUACUCUAUACUUCAAUGUCCAAGCAAUCUUGCAGAGCAAGGAUUGCGUUUGGCUGGAACCACUGUCGCGCGAAGUCUUCCCCAUGUCUUAUCCCUUUCCAGGACAGCCAAACUCCUUGCGAGGAUUGGCAUCCGACCAGACUGAAGUGACCAGCUUGCGCGCCUUCCAUGGUCGUCAACGGCAUCAUAUUACAGGUCUUAAAUACAAAUUUGAGAUGAACAUCGAGUGUGCGACUGGACAAAGCAAAGUCUUCUGGAUGGAACUCAUGGUAUUUGCAGUUGGGUUCUAUUAUCUUGAUGUGGCCACAGACCUUCAGCAGCUGACUCUGUUUUAUUCUGAGGGGAAGUUUGAUUAUUUGGCCUUGAAUUGUCUUGGAGUAGGAGUCCCAAUGCUGACUACUAUGAUCGAAGCUGUACAAUGGAGCGAAAGCAAAGUGGCUCGACCCCAGUGUGACAUGUUUCGACGUCUAGUUCCAUCAAGGGGUGUGAGGAUUUUGUUGAUCCUUUCUUGCGUGCUGACUCAGUGCCACAUGCUUGUUUUGGCGGUUGCUUCAGCACUCAUGCGCUCGAAGCACGACUUGCUACUCUGCGCAAAGCACGCUGAAGUGGCGGAAGCUAUAGUGUCAGCCUGUUUACAGAGCAAUUUCUUGCUCUUGAUCGUCGUUGGGAUCGAGUCUGUCUCACAGCAAGCAUUCCGAGCCUUAGGAGUGUCAGUUUUGAUUUCCUGUUUGUCCUUAGCCUUCGGGCUCGCUAGCAGAGACAAGCAGGAUUCCAGGGUACUACAUGUGCCUGGCAAAUUGAGCUGGAGCCCAACUCUUGCUGCCUUGAUUUUGGUCAGAGCCCUUGAAGUAAUGAGCAGGCUUCUGGCCAUCAACAUCGUGCACUUUUCAACCAGGCUAGCGGUUCCUUUGGGAGGGCCAGCCGCAGUUGUCUUACUUGCAGCAUCGGCAUGGUACUUCUUUCCAGAAGCAGACAGGUCACAGAUUUUUGCUGCCGUGAUAGCCCAUCCGGGGCAAGUGAUGCUUGGAUCCCGUUCGAUGUUGCCCUUGCGGUGGUCUCUACGAAUCCAUGUGCUGCUGCCAGUUGUAGCCAUUUGCCUUCAAGGAGUCCAGCUGAACAGCAAUCUUUUUCCAGAAGCGCAGAUCAUGUCAUGGCCCUGGUUUGCCAUGUCUGUUGCGACAUGCAUCAGCAGCACUUUGGGCUUGCUGGUGCUUCACUCUCUCGGGAAUCAGAUGGGCCAUCCAGUGUUGGAGCAGAUUGGCAAGGGGCAGCCUCUCGCGUGUACAAUGCUGGCAACAGCAAGUGAAGAAUCCGUAGUUCCACUCCCGCUCUUGGCCGCAGCAGAGACCGUGUUGCUCGAUUUGGAGGCGCUGAAGAGCCCCAAUAUCCUGCAAAAGUUGGCCAGUGCUUCCGCAACACAAGUGGUUGUGCCAGCCUCCUCCAUGAGGGAGCUUCAGCCGAUGCUGCAGAAGCAACUAGAAGAGCUUUCUUGCAUCAACGUCAUCGACAUAGACCUUUCAGAAUGCGACUUUGAGUCGCACUGGAGUUCUGUUUGGGAUCGUCUGCAUUGGCCACUGAAAGUUGCUCGUCGUGUUCGGGGGAAGCAUGACAAGAAAGAAGUUGUGGCGAUCAUAGCCAAGUUGGCCAAUUGCAAGCUGCUUGAAGAGUUGGUCUUUGUCGAUUGUUACUUUGAAUUCUCAGGUCCGGAUGCUCUGCAGGAGCAACUCAAAGCUGCCCAGUGGCCCAAGCUACGAAAGGUCUCGUGGAUUCACGAGACGUGUCAGCAGGGUCCGGAGGAAACCGCUGAGGAAACAGCUGCAGCCGCUGUCCUGAAGGCCUUGGGGAGGUUUUCCAAGAUUGAGGUGCUGAACUUCCAAGGUCUCAGGUGGCUCUCCAACGAAGCUUGGGACCAGCACCUGGUGCAGAAUCCUUGGGUGAAUCUCCGGUGGGAGCUCUGCAACUUCGGGUGCAACAAAGAGGGUGAGGUGUGCGCACCCCAGCAGCUUCAAAAGAUCGAGAAAGUCCAUUUCAUCUCCCAUGUGACGUCCAAGACUUCACAGAUGCUCCUCCCCAAAUGUCCCAUCCACGUGGUGAUGAAACAGGGUGACGCGCUGCUGCCGCGCUUGGCGCAAGGUCAGUGUCUCCAGCUGUUGGAUGCCGCGGCGGGUGUGCAUAGGUGCAGAACGUCGGCAGAGGCUUGGGAGUGCUUGCGCAAGGCUCAAUGGCCACACCUGAAAGAGGCCAACCUGAGCUUUUGCUUCCCCCGGAGCGAAGGACAGGGAGCCUCAACGGUACUGAGGCUUAUGGUCCAGUGCCGCCAGUUGGUGAACGUGAAUCUUUCCAAUUGCCAAGGCAUUUCCACCGAUGCUUGGCAUUUGUUGGGCAAUGCCGAGUGGCCUGAGCUCAAGAUUGCAAACUUUAGCUUUUGCUUUGAGAACGACCCAGCACAGCCAGUGCUGCAGAUGUUGGCCCGCUGCCGAAAGCUCACGUCCUUGAAGCUGCUCAGAUGUGGAGUGACUGUGGAGCACUUGCGAGCGCUCCCCAAAGGCUGUUGGCCCUGCUUGAGCCCCGAAGCCUGCGCCUUCGACGGAGACCUCGGCCGCUUCGCCGCGGCGCGGGCCAUGGCUGCGCCGGGCCCCGAGGGUCUCGACGCCGACGCGGACGCGGUGGCCGUGGACGUCGACGUCGAAGACGUCGACCGGUCGCCGGCGAGGAAGAGUCGACGAGUGCGAAGGGUCCGAAGGAAGAGGAGCACCGUGACCGGCGAACGAGAGAGCUCCAAGGAGAGUGAGAUGGUGCCCAGCAGUUCUGCUCAGGUUGAAGGCGAGUCUGAAAGUGACUUGGCAUCAACGAGACCAAAGGGGCGAAAACCCAAGAAGAAGGGAGUGGUCAAGGUGAGGCGUGUGCGAAGAAAGGACUCACAGUGAUCCUCUUGGGCAGGGCGGAGCUUGCGCGUGCUGCUUGCCGAGCACUUCCGGUUUCGCAUCUUUGUGGACUUUCACUUUGGCUUGAUUUGAAAGCCGUGGAUUUAGCCACAGAAGGAUUCGGAGAACAA